AUGACCGAAUUGGAAACGAAAGGGUAUGAAACAGAAAGCUUGAGAACAAAAUAUGACAAGGGGAAAGAAGAAUGGUUAAAACAGGAAAUAGAGGAUCAAAUUAAGGAAUUUGAAAAAAAAGGAUAUGAGAUAAAAAACUUGAGAAUAGAAAGUGAUAAAAGGCAAGUAAAAGAGAUGGUAAAUUUAUAUGACAUGGAUAAAGUCGAAUGGGAAGUACGGAACAUAGAGGAACAAACGAAGGAAUUGGAAACAAAUGGACAUGAGAAAGAAAGCUUAAGAAUAGAAAGCGAUGAAAGGAAAGGACAGGAGAUGGAAAAACAGAUGGUACAUGAAUAUGAAAUGGAGAGAGACGCAUGUAAAGAACAGGGAAAAGAGGAACACAUGAAUGAAUUGGAAACAAAAGGACAUGAGACGGAAAGCUUGAGAUCAGAAAGCUAUGAAAGGAAGGGACAGGAGAUAAAACAAAAGAUGGUAAAUGAAUAUAAAAUGGAGAGAGACUUAUGGAAAGACCAGGAAACAGUGGAACAAAUAAAAGAUUUAGGAACAAAAGAGCAUAAAACAGAGAAGCGUGAAAGAAAACAACAGAUAAAGAGCCUGAUAAUAGAAAACGAUGAUAAAAAAGGACUGAAGAUAAAACGACGAAGACUAGAAGAGACUAUGUCAGAAAAAGAUACAAUUAAUGAACAAAAUGAGAAGGCAUUUAUAGCCAAAAGUUUAUAUAUUGGACAAUACAUCUUAGUAAAGUUUGAAAGUACCAAAAAUACAAAUAAGGCACGGAAUAAAUCUCCAACGGCUGCAUCAGAAAAAGAUAAAAAGAAGCCAAAAGACAAAAAGAAGAAAGAAGAAUCGGGUUCCAGCAGUAGUGAUAGCAGCGGCAGUUCAUCUGACAGCAGUUCAUCUCGUUCUUCGUCACGGUCAUCAUCAAGCAGCUCAGGCAGUUCAUCACGCUCUUCCUCUUCCUCCAGUUCAUCCAGCAGUAGUAGCAGCAACAAUGAUCGGGCUAGGCCAAAGAAAAAGACGUCGCCUCAUAAAAGUCCUGUAAAGGAUCGUCGUGAGCCAGAAAGGGAGAAAAUAAGAGACAGAUCACCAAAUGCUGAUAAGAAGAAACUGACAUUGCCAGUCACAAAUGAUAAAUUAAAGGGCAAAGAAAAACAGGAACGAUCGCCAGGUCGCAAAAAACGUGAAAGAUCACCUCCGCCAAGACCCACUCGUAUACAUAUUGGUCGUUUAACAUUAAAUGUGACAAAGGAACAUAUUAACGAAAUAUUCUCAACAUAUGGCACAGUCAAAAUGGUAGAAUUUCCAAUGGACAGACUACACCCCCACAAUGGACGUGGUUAUGCCUAUGUGGAGUUCAGCAAUGCUGAUGAAGCAGAAAAUGCUAUGAAACACAUGGAUGGAGGUCAGAUCGACGGGCAGGAGAUCACUGCGGCGCCGGUGCUAGUGCCGUCGCGGCCGCGCCGGCCCUCGCCGCGCCCGCCGCCGCGGCACGUGCCGCCGAGACGACACUCGCCGCCACGGUACAGGCGGCGCAGUCCGCCGCGGCGCCGCUCGCCGCCGCGCCGCCGCCGCACGCGCUCGCGCUCGCCGCGCGCCGCGCCGCGCCGCCGCCGCUCCAGGUCCUCCUCCUCUUCCUCGCGAUAG
This is a messenger RNA of Parnassius mnemosyne (clouded apollo), 1644 nucleotides long. NCBI's taxonomy places the organism in Eukaryota, Metazoa, Arthropoda, Insecta, Lepidoptera, Papilionidae. The record is from the annotation of a GenBank genome assembly.